This is a messenger RNA of Botrytis cinerea B05.10, 786 nucleotides long. RefSeq lists its product as hypothetical. The transcript has 2 exons. The record is from RefSeq and is a predicted model, not a curated record. Bases 69 to 632 code for a protein of 187 amino acids. NCBI's taxonomy places the organism in Eukaryota, Fungi, Ascomycota, Leotiomycetes, Helotiales, Sclerotiniaceae.
GACCUCGAGGAAUUUCAAGCAAGUAACCAGUGAUAAAUCCAUCGGCAAGCGACUCAGCAAUCUUCAGCAUGUACUUCAACUUCCAUUCCGUUGCGUGCGCAAUCACUGCACUCCUCACCUUUCAAGCUGCAGCUGUACCCAUCAGCGUCAACCCCUUGGCCCAAGGAGCAUCUGUAGAAUCUCCCGCCGGGGACGUCCGCACCUACUACCAAGCCGGCGACGGAUCCAUUAUCGAAGUCACCCCCAAUUUCCCCGCCAGCUCGGGGUACGUCAGUAAGGUGUUAAUACCCGCCGGUGUGGCGAGACUCAAUACUCCUCUAGCGGCUAUAUCCUGGGGAGCAUUUGACGAGAUCCACCUAUACUACAUCGGCGUCGGCUUCACCAACACGCAGUUGCGCGAGAAGAUCUAUAAAUCGGGUGUGGGAUGGGCAGAUGGCGGACUCAAUGCUCUUGGAUACACGGUGCAGACCACCACUAGUUUCCUGACGGCGUAUCACGAUGGGACCACCGUGGCGGCAAGCACGUGGCGCGUCGCUUUUGUGUGUUCUACUUUGGGAUUGCCUGUGGCGGGCAGUCUUUGCGAAGCGUCGAAGACGUCAUCAACUCCCUGGGCCGUCGCGGCUUAUGCUUAGCUCGGGGGUAUUCCCCAGGAGAUCUGAGGCCUAUAAUAGUGUGGCCGACAGGGGAAGGGGGUUCAAACCUCCUCAACUUUUCCAGUCGACGAUGAUUUGAUUUCCCGAUUUGUGGGAUAUGGAAUGAUGGGGCUUAAAUCUAUUUCUCAGGCUA